GAAUAAUCGGGGAAAAAAGUGCUAAAAUGAAGGACGCGAACAGGACUCCACAUCCAAACGACGAGAGAAGUUCAGCGAACAACUGCAAUGGUCAAAUACGACAGUUUUAUGCUGGCAAGCAUGUAUUACUUACAGGAUGCACCGGUUUUCUGGGCAUCGUUGCUGUGGAGAAAAUCUUACGCACGUGUAAAGAAAUUAGCAAACUUUACAUCAUGAUUAGGCAAAAGAAAGGUAUAUCGGUAGAAGAACGGCUAAACCAUUUCCUUAAAAAUGACAUAUUUGAUAAAUUGCGCGAAAUGAACCCUAAUUUUAUGGAAAAGAUCGAGGUGAUUUACGGCGACUUGGAGAAAGAGGACUUAGGCUUCUCACCAGAAGAUCGUCGUCGUCUCGUAGAGAACGUGAAUGUAAUAAUUCAUAACGCAUCGAUGGUGUAUUUUGUGGCGAAAGUGUCUCGCAUUUUACGAACAAACGUGAUUGCCACGCAAAAGCUGCUCGAACUAGCGAGAGAAUGCCGUCAUUUAAUGGCAUUCGUUUAUGUUUCGACUGCUUAUUCUCAUCAUUACAAUCAAACGAUCGAGGAGAAAUUUUACCCGCCACCGGCCGAUUUGAAGCUGAUCAAGGAUUUGAUACGUGCUGACGAAGAGAACGCAGCUGGAGUUACCAAGGAAGUGGUUCAAAGCAUGGUAGACAAGUGGAUCAACAUUUACAGCUUUAGUAAAGCUACCGCUGAAGAAUUGGUUCGCGAUUUUGCUAGAAAAACCUCGUUACCCUGUAUCGUCUAUCGGCCUUCAAUAGUUAUAUCGACAUACAAGGAACCAAUUCCAUGGAUUGGAAACAAAAAUGGUCCAGUAGUAUUGAUAUCAGCAGGCAUGAAUGGUUACUUACAUGUGUUGUAUUGGUAUGAGCACGUUACUAUUGACAUGAUUCCGGUUGACAUGACAAUUAAUGGCCUUUUGGCAGCGAUUUGGGACUUUGUCGUGAAUAGGAAAUCGAAUGAACCACAAGUAUACAAUUAUGGAAGUUCCGAUUGGAAUCCACUUAAAGUCUUUGAAGGAUGUGCACAGGGUAUAGAAAUUCUACGUAAGAAUCCUUCGGUUAAAGCGGUUUGGUACCCGUUUUUCAUUUGUUCUAACAACAUUCUCGUUUUCCUUCUGCUUCAUACACUUUGUCAUGUUUUACCAAGCUUAUUUAUCGACUUAUUCCGUUUACUACGGGGAAAGAAACCAGUACUUGUAAGAAUAUUGUUCAGCGUAACAAAAAAUUAUAGAUUACUGUCGUAUUUCGCACGCUCCGAGUGGAUUAUCAAGGCGGAUAAACUCAAAGAAAUUCAAACUAGAAUGAACAAAGUCGAUUUGGAAGAGUUUCCUUGUGAUUUAGGAUCAGUGGACUGGUAUAAAGGUAUAGAAAGAUUUUUAAUGGCUUUACGAAAACUGCAGAAUGAACCACCGUACGCGAGUAUCGAGGCAAAGCGGAAGAAUCGAAAUUUGAUGAUAUUACAUUACACCGUUUGCGGUUUAUUUGCACUUUUUUCAUUGUACAUUUUUUAUACCAUAACGAGCAGUUUUAUUUCGUUCCUAUCAGCAUAAUUAGUACAACGCAGACUUUGUUAUUCCGAUACCGAAUAU
This is a messenger RNA of Eufriesea mexicana, 1625 nucleotides long. RefSeq names its product putative fatty acyl-CoA reductase CG8306. The coding region runs from base 27 to 1586 and encodes 519 amino acids. Gene Ontology annotation, biological process: long-chain fatty-acyl-CoA metabolic process. Gene Ontology annotation, cellular component: peroxisome. Gene Ontology annotation, molecular function: alcohol-forming very long-chain fatty acyl-CoA reductase (NADP+) activity. The record is from RefSeq and is a predicted model, not a curated record. NCBI's taxonomy places the organism in Eukaryota, Metazoa, Arthropoda, Insecta, Hymenoptera, Apidae. The transcript has 5 exons.